AUGGGAACUCCGAAAAAGCCGUGUUGUGAAGUAGAAGGAUUCAUCCACAAGGUGUCUCCAGUUCUGAAGUCACGUUCAGGUGACGUGAAUUACUUCUCGGCAGUGUUUCAGGAGGCGACCCGUAAUAGCAGAGUUGUAGUGUUUGAUGUUCAGCGACACAAUCAAUUUCAGUGUGUGGAAAAAGACAAAAGUCCAGUGAAAUUGAGUGGUGUGGUUUUGAGCAAGUCAUCCCAAGGAAAAGAGAAGAUCGACAUUAAAUUUAAUUCAAGGUCGAAAUUGUCUGUUGUUCAGAAGCUUUCCUUUGCUUUUGAUCAAUUGAUUGGUGAUGAUGAUCAGAAGAGGACACUCGAGGAAAUUUUGCAAGAUGUCAGGGAGUACCAGAGAUUCUCUGACCUGAACCCUAAAGAAAAUGAGUGGGAUGGAUUGAAGAGAAAAAGCACCAACAUGGAGCUGGAAUCUGAAAGAUCUGGAGAGAUUCUGCAUGAAGGAAUGGUCUCUGAUCUCUGGUCUGAUUAUUUUCCACAACAAGUGAUACAAGGUUCCUUCCAUCAGGGUGAUGAGCGGUUUGGUUUCAACCGUAACAGACAGUGUGCAGUAAAUAGCAUCACGGCCGUAAUGAUGAGUCAACUGAAGAAUGUGCUGACAUGGACGACAGAGGACCUGAAUGCUGUUCUAAUGCAAGGAGAUGAGCUGUACACAUAUAUGCGACUGCAGGGGAAGAUCAAUGAUGACACAGGCCGGGGACAUGUUUCUGUUGCUGAAUUGCCAACCGUGCACACACUGUACAACACAAUAUUUUCAAUAAACCGUGCUGAAUCUUUCUCAGGUGUUAUUGGUGUUGAUGUGUAUGACGAAGCUGUGCAAGAUGUAUGCAUGCCCUUAGAUGAAGCACUUCAGAGGACCCUGUUUCAUGAUGAUGCAUGUUUGUUAAAUAUUAAAGACUAUAUUUGUGCAGUUAUAAAGGAAGGUGCAACAUAUGCUGUAGUUGAUUCUCAUUCUCGUAAUAGUAAAGGUAUGGGAACCCCAUUUGAAGUGACAGGUGUGAAAGCAUCUGUAAUUGGUAAGACUUCAACUGCUGAGACAAGUUCCUGUGAGUCUGGUCAACAAAGCAGCGUUUGUGAAGUUUCACCUAAAGCAACAGUUGACAAGAAAGUCAGUAGAGGCCCAGAAUGUGUUUGUUGUGUAUGUCAUCGUUUAUUGUUCAGAAAACAGGUUAUUGAAUGUAAAAGAGAUUGUUAUGAACAAAAGGGAGACAAAAUAGCUGAUUUAAGCAAAAGAUGUAUCACACUCAAGUAUUUACAUGAAUGUAACAAUGAAUGUAAGUCUAAUUGUUAUUUAUCUGGCAAUUUGUCAUGUAAAUUGUGGAUUUGCUAUACAUGCCAUCGAAAAAUCCUUAGAGGAAAACUACCUGAAGAGAGUGUUGCCAACAAUAUGCAUUUGGUGGAGAUUCCAAAAGAAUUAAAAUGUUUAAAUUCAUUGGAGCAACAUCUAAUAGCACUCAAUAUUCCUUUCUUACGUCUUCUUUGUCUGCCUCGGGGUCAACAGAAAGGUGUUCAUGGGCCUGUUGUCUGUGUUCCAGUAAAUACUACAAAGAUGACCAACAUUCUUCCACGAAAUGAAUGUAAUGACCAUAUGAUAAAGAUUAAACUGAAACGAAAAUUAACAUACAAAGGCCAUUAUGAAUAUAAAUAUGUCCACACAGAUCAUGUAAGAAAUGCUUUAUGGUAUCUACUAAAACACAAUAAAUGGUAUAAUGAUGUGGAGUUUAAAGAGCAGUGGGUCAACUCAUUGAGUGAGCCAGAUAAUAUACAAAGUAAUGCUAAUGAUGAAAUGGAUGAUGAUAAUGUAUCAGAUAAAAGUGGUGAUGAAGUUGAAGAAGGUGAAGAAUUGGAAAUUCAGCCAGAAGAAGAUUUAAGUUUUAUUGCAGAGCAAAAUGGUCUUUUGUCAGACACAUCACUACAGCCUGUUGAUAUUGGUUCAGAAGUUAUUGAUCAGCAUUUUCAUGAUGUACUAAAUGUAGCACCAGCUGAAGGUAACAGUCCUGUUAGGUUAUUAUCAGAUAAGACAAAUGAGGCAAAGUGCUUUCCUGUUCUUUAUCCGACUGGUGGUCCAACAUUUCAUGAUGCCAGAACUGAAAAAAUCACAUUGACAAGAUACCUGAAUGCACGAAUACUAAAUGCUGAUGGACGUUUUGCACAGAACACAGACUUCAUUUUUUAUGCACAAUAUAUAUCAGAAGUUGAUCAAAUUGUAUCUAAUGUCUCAAUUGCAUUACGCAAAGGUUGUGAGAAAGAUGAGUUAUCAAAGGUAACACCAGAUAUGUUGACAAAUUCUGAUAACUUACAAAAAAUACUGAAGUAUAAUGAAGGAUAUAAGUUUUUGAGACCUGUCAGAGGGACACCUCCUUAUUGGAUGUCUACACAGAAAGAUCUCUUUGCACUGAUUAGACAACUUGGCAUACCGACUUUCUUUGCAUCUUUUAGUUCUGCGGAUCUGAGAUGGUCUGAAAUGAUGAACACCAUUAUUAAACAAGAGGGUAAACAAAUCAUUGUUGAAGAGCUUGAGUGGGCUGAAAAAUGUGCAUUUUUGAGACGAAAUCCUGUAACUGCAGCGAGGAUGUUUGAUCACAGAUGGCAUUGUUUUCUGAAACAUGUCAUUAUGUCUCCAGCUGAACCUAUUGGUAAAAUAAAAGAUUAUUUUUAUCGUGUUGAAUUCCAACAACGUGGUUCUCCUCAUGUUCACUGUCUGUUUUGGGUUGAAAAUGCUCCAAAGCUUAAUGAUGAUGAUGAAGCUAAUGAUCCUGCGGUUGUUGAUUUCAUUGACACAUAUAUCACCUGUGAGACACCACCAGAGCAAGACACUGAACUCUUUGAAACAGUAAAGAAGCACAGUACUAAACAUUCAAAAACAUGUCGCAAGAAAAAUACAGUAUGUCGUUUUAAUUUCCCAAGACCUCCAUCUAGCCGUACCUUUAUUACAAGAGCAUCUAAUGCAGAUGAGUCCAAAGAGAAUGAUGAAGAUGAAACAGCAAGUGCAAUUAUAAAUAAAGUUAAAAUUGCAUUAAACUCUGAUGUGAAUUUUGAUUCAGUUGAUGCAUUUUUUUUAUUUCUGGGAAUUGAUCAGACUGUGUUUGAGAAAGCGUACAUCAAAUGUUCUAAAAAAAAAAGCAUUGUCCUGAAAAGAAAUAUAAAAGAUAUUUGGGUAAACCAGUAUAACAGAGAUUUAUUGCGUGCUUGGCAAGGGAAUAUGGAUAUUCAGUAUGUCACAGAUGCUUUUUCUGUUGUGGUUUAUAUUAUAAGUUACAUCACAAAAGCUGAGCAAGAAAUGGGACUGUUACUUCAACGUGCACAAAAUGAAGCUAUGAAUGGUAAUCUUGAAGCUAAAGCAUCAUUAAAACAAUUGGGAAGUUUGUAUUUGCACAGUAGAGAGCUUUCCGCGCAAGAAGCCGUGUAUAGACUGACAGGUAUGCAUUUAAAAGAAUGUUCACGUAAAGUACAAUUCAUUCCAAUAGGACCAAAUCCUGUUAAGAUGAGUUUGCCUUUGCAUCUACUACAAAAUAAAGUGGAGAAAGACCAGUCUGAUGAUGAAAGCAGUUAUUGGAUGACAAGUGUUGUUGACAGGUACAAGAAUAGACCUCAGACAGAACCAAUGAAAAAUCUUUGUCUUGCCAGUUUUUGUUCAGAGUACAGAGUUUUGUCAAAAUCUGAAGUUUCUUCACUAAAGCAAGUUAUUAAACUCAAUAAUAAUUGUGGUUAUGUGAAACGAAGGACACGAACUGAACCUGCAGUUGUGAGAUAUCCAAGAUUUUCACCCACAAAAGAUCCAGAAAAAUAUUAUCAGUCAUUACUUCAGCUUUUUCUACCAUAUUAUGAUGACUGUCAUCUUAAGCCUAGCAACUAUGAGACAUACGAGGACUUUUACAACAGUGGUGUCAUAAAAAUUGGUUGUACACUGCAUAAAGUAAAAUCAGUUGUUGACUGCAACAGAGAAUUGUUUGAAAAAGAAAGUGACAAAAUAGAAAAAGCUAAACAGCUUUUGGAGCAGGAUAUAGAUUUAGAGGAUGCUUGGGCUGCAAUAUGUCCUGAAAAUGAAAGACAGCGUCAUGAAUGUAUUGAAAUAAUGAAAAAUAAAGUAUUACCUGAUGAUGACACUCGAGAAGCGAUUCCAGAUCUUACAGGAAACCCUCAAACUGUUUGUACUAUUGAAACCAACCACACUAUUAUGCCCAGAGAUGCUGCAUUGGAUUUACUACGGUCAUUAAAUGAGGAGCAAUCUGCUAUAUUCUAUAAAGUCCGGAAGUGGUGUCUACAGAAAAUACUUGGACAGAACCCUGACCCUUUCAGAUUAUUUAUUACUGGUGGAGCAGGAACAGGAAAAAGUCAUUUAAUUAAGGCAAUACACUAUGAAUCAUCCAGACUAUUAUCUCAGUUGUCUGAAAAUCCUGAUGAUGUUACUGUGCUUUUAACAGCUUCAACAGGAGUAGCAGCUUUUAAUGUUGGUGCUUCAACUAUUCAUAAUACAUUUUCAAUUGGUGCAAAUGUCAGAUUGCCAUAUCAGCCACUCAGUGAUGAAAAAUUAAACUCUUUACGUGUGAGCAUUGGUAAUUUGCAAAUUUUGAUUAUUGAUGAAGUGUCUAUGGUUGACCAUCGUCUGUUGUCAUACAUUCACGGAAGGCUGCGACAAAUAAAACAAACUGGUGAUUACUCUCUAUUUGGAAAAGUCAGCAUUAUUGCUGUGGGUGAUUUCUAUCAGUUACCGCCUGUAAAGGGUACUGCUCUUUAUUCGGAUGCAAAAGGAGUAAACAUAUGGGAAAACAACUUUGAACUUGCUCAGUUAACCAAAGUUGUAAGACAAAAAGAUUCAGCUUUUGCUGAGAUGUUAAAUCGUCUGAGAGUACGUAAAAAAGAUGAAUCUCUUACAGCUACUGACAUUGCUACACUGAAAAAAUGUGAAACAGGGGAGAAAUGUAAUGAUCUUCACAUAUUUGCUACAAAUGCCGAGGUUGAUAAAUACAACAUUGAAAGACUACAUGAAUGUUGCCCAGAUGCAAUUAGUAUAAAUGCUCAGGAUUAUAUCAGAAAUUCAAAAACUGGAAGAAUGGAACGUAAAGUUGGAUACCACUCUAAAGUUUUCAACUCAUGUUUGUCAAAAUGUAUUUCCUUGGGUGUUGGAGCAAGGGUUAUGUUAAAGAAAAAUAUUGAUGUUGCUGAUGGUCUUGUUAAUGGAGCUUUUGGUACAGUUGUCCAUAUAAGUGAAAGUCAGAAAAAAGAUGAAGAUAAUGAGGAUUUACCAUCAGCUAUUCAUGUGGAGUUCGAUAAUCCAAUUGUUGGAAAAAUUCAGAGACACAGAACAUGUCAGAGAUUUUCUCAGAAUUCUACCGUAAUUAAUGUACAAGAAGAUCAAGUAACAAAUGAUGGUGGAAUAAGAAGGCAGUUUCCACUCAGAUUGGCGUGGGCAUGUACAGUUCACAAAGUGCAAGGACUUACAGUAGAUAAAGCUGUUGUAUCCCUUAAUAAAAUCUUUACAGCAGGACAGGCAUAUGUUGCAUUGAGCCGUGUUAGAUCUCUUGAUGGACUGAUUAUUGAGGACUUUAAAGAUUCUGUCAUAUUUUGUAAUGAGAAAAUUGAGCUGGCAUUAAAAGAUAUGCCAAAAUUAACUUUGGAAAAGUUCCUUUUCAGUAAAUCACUUGGUACAUUGAGAAUAGCACUGCUUAAUGUACAAAGUCUGAAAGCUCACUUACCGGAUGUUACAUCACAUACAAAACAUGGCUAA
Paramisgurnus dabryanus is the source of this 5772-nucleotide messenger RNA. Lineage: Eukaryota; Metazoa; Chordata; Actinopteri; Cypriniformes; Cobitidae. The record is from RefSeq and is a predicted model, not a curated record.